Molecule: messenger RNA, 1178 nt
Organism: Ananas comosus (pineapple)
Lineage: Eukaryota; Viridiplantae; Streptophyta; Magnoliopsida; Poales; Bromeliaceae
Product: photosystem II 22 kDa protein, chloroplastic
Exons: 4
Coding region: 201-1010 (269 amino acids)
Source: RefSeq, a predicted model, not a curated record
UAACACUCCUCACUCCUAGGAUUCAUAUUUCCAACUCUCUCUCUCUCUCUCUCUCUCUCUCUCAUUGGCUCAAACACACUGAGCCUUAGAUCUCUUAGUCCAAUACUAAGUGAAGAAAAAAAGAAAAAAAAAGAAGAAGAAGAUAUAGUAGAGAGGCUCAAGAGCAAAGUGAGUUCAUUGAGAUCAAGUAGUUCACAUUAAUGGCUCAAUCCAUGCUCCUCUCUAGCCUCAGUGGCCACCCCUUGGCCUCUAAGAGAGACCCAUUGCUCCAAUCUCUUCGCCCGACACCGUUCUCUCAUCUUAUUUUCUCGCAAACCCCUCGCAAGGAACUUUCGCCUUCUUCUUCUUCUUCGUUUACUCCGACUCUUGCGGUUUUCAAGUCGAAAGCUAAAGCGCCGCCUAAGAAGUUAGAGAAGGAUGCCAAGGCUAAGGUUGAAGAUGGUAUUUUCGGCACCUCCGGCGGGAUCGGCUUCACGAAGCAGAACGAGCUCUUUGUUGGUCGAGUCGCGAUGAUUGGGUUCGCAGCAUCUCUACUGGGAGAGGCAAUCACAGGCAAAGGGAUUCUGGCACAGCUAAACCUUGAAACCGGGAUCCCGAUAUACGAGGCGGAGCCGCUCCUCCUCUUCUUCAUCCUCUUCACCCUCCUCGGCGCGAUAGGCGCCCUCGGCGACCGCGGGCAGUUCGUCGACGAGACUGCAGGGCUCGAGAAGGCAGUCAUUCCUCCCGGAAAGGGGUUCAAAUCCGCAUUAGGGUUAAAAGAAGGGGGUCCUCUUUUUGGAUUUACGAAGGCGAACGAGCUGUUCGUUGGGAGGUUAGCGCAACUCGGUAUCGCGUUCUCCCUAAUCGGCGAGAUCAUCACGGGGAAGGGAGCUCUAGCACAGCUCAACAUCGAGACGGGCGUGCCGAUCAACGAGAUCGAGCCGCUUUUGUUGUUCAACAUCGCCUUCUUCUUCUUCGCGGCGAUCAAUCCGGGUACCGGAAAAUUCAUCACGGAUGAGGAGGAGGCUUGAGGUGCAGGAGAUGAAUGCAGGAGUACUACAUGCUUGUUUUGUUACAUGUUUUAUGUGUGGUUGUUAGCCUUUUUAAUUUAUCUUGCUGAUGCUUUAUGUAAGUAAUUAAUUAAGUUGUCGACAAUGCAAUUAUUAAUCUCCAUAAACAAUGUGAUUAAUUUUCGGAAA